AUGUCUACCCCUGACGGAACAAGGGGUCUCGACUUCCAAUUGAGUUCCGAACCCGAAACUUACGAUCUUGAUGAGAUACCAGGUAGAGCAGAAAGCACUACACCAGCUGCUGUAAACUUUCCACCGCGUCGUUUUCAAUCUCAGACCACUCAAAGACCACCUAGCGACAAAAGCCAUCGAACGGAACGGGCAAGAGAAGAGAAGGUCGAACCAUUAACGUUCCCACCUCUUGGACUUCCCGCAGACCUUUCAGCUCUCACGGACAAGGUCGCCAAGCUCAUUUGCAAUCCUCCAAAAGAAUCCCUUAGAGAAACACCAUGGAAAAUCUGCAGAAGAACCUGGCCGUCACAUACCCAAACUACACCAACAGAUGGCCAGCCGAUAUGCUUCCCGAUGAAGAGUCGUUCUUCUCGCUGGAGGCUACUGUUCUCUACCCCAUGCUAUACGCCCAUAAACGUCACUACCCGCUUGUGCCUCGACACAGAGACAGUUCGUACAUCCUGUAUUGCAACCGCAUGA
Messenger RNA from Yarrowia lipolytica CLIB122, 519 nucleotides. NCBI's taxonomy places the organism in Eukaryota, Fungi, Ascomycota, Dipodascomycetes, Dipodascales. The record is from RefSeq and is a predicted model, not a curated record.